CACAGCCUAACAGGCUAUGCUACGGAAGAAGGCACAAGAAAGGCACAGCCUAACAGGCUAUGCUACAUGAAAUACAAUUAAAAGGAGAAUUCUAUUAUGAACAGACGUAACCUGUUCAUUGCUAUUUGUACAAUUACCCUUGGCAUUGCUGCGCUUGCGAUGUCGCAAACCUAUUUUGAGGAUAAUUUCGAUGAUCCGAAAGAAUCUGAAAAGAAAUGGGUCGCCCUCUUUGGGGAAUGGGAAUUCAAGGCUGAUGAAUACCAUCAACUCCAAAAUACCCCUAACUGCAUGAGCGUCGUCGCUGACGAAUUCUGGGAUGACGAAUGGAAUGAUUACACUUUUGAGAUGAGAGGGAGUAAAACCAGUGGUGCCGAAGGCUUCCUGAUUAUGUUCCGGUGCCAAGGUUUGAUGCAAGCUCGCGGACAGGCUCUUGAGGAUCCUCCGCCACGUAUGGAGAAGCUCAAACCCUCAUUGGAGUACUGGUGGAAUCUCGGUGGCUGGGGAAACUCACGCUCGCAGGUUGAAUCCUGGGGUGGCAAAGCGGGUGCCAAUAGUGCCCACACCAUUGAUGAGAAGGAUUGGUAUAACAUCAAGAUUGUCAAUACAUCUGAUAGUUACACGGUCAUCCUCAACGAUGAAGAAGUCGCAGAGGUGGCCGAUGAUACCGAGGGCGGUGUCGGGAGAAUCGGCUUAGCUACAUGGAGCACGGUUGCUAAGUAUGACGAUGUCGUCGUUUACGGACCUGAUGGCCCCUCGUUACCGGUUGAUGCGAGGAGCAAACUUGCAACGACUUGGGCACAUCUUAAAUCCGUGAAGUAG
Geodia barretti is the source of this 819-nucleotide messenger RNA. The record is from the annotation of a GenBank genome assembly. Lineage: Eukaryota; Metazoa; Porifera; Demospongiae; Tetractinellida; Geodiidae.